Lachancea sp. 'fantastica' is the source of this 711-nucleotide messenger RNA. Lineage: Eukaryota; Fungi; Ascomycota; Saccharomycetes; Saccharomycetales; Saccharomycetaceae. The record is from the annotation of a GenBank genome assembly.
AUGUUUAUCGCUUGCAUCAACAGAGGACCUUCCGCAAGCCGGUUUGUCCAGGUGAGAUCUCUUCAUUCUAGCAGUGUACUAGCUAAGAAGGUCACUAAAAAAGCUGGCAAGGGAAAGAAAGUCGAGGAAGAUGAAGUUGUAGAGAUUGUGGAUAUCAAGAGCUAUAUCCAACGUGCUACAACUGCUUUUGAGAAAAGUGUCGAACUUCAUAAGAAAAGAUUGAAUGAGUUGAAAGCCGGGAAUUCGAAUCCUGCCAUUUUUGACAAACUGAAAGUCGGAAAAGAGAACUUGAAGUUUACGGAUGUGGCCACAACGUCCAUGAAGGGUAGAAAUAGCCUUCUUGUCACUGUUUUUGAUCCAAAAGACACCAAGUCAGUUGUCAGUACCAUUCUAGGAGCAGGAUUGAAUCUAAAUCCAGAAAGAAUACCUAACAAUGAACAACAGCUCAAAGUUGCCCUUCCACCACCAACUACUGAAACCAGAAAGCAAAACUGCAAACUGCUGAAGGAUGUAUUUGAAGAGUACAAAAAUUCUGCUAACAAGCACUCUUUGGGUCAUAUCCGUGGUGAAAUACUGAAGGAAUUGAAGACAAUUGACAAGAAGAACGACUCUGUGAAAAAAGUCAUUCAGGACCUCGAAAAAGUGCAUAAAGACUACACUUCAAAGCUACAGGACAGUCUCAAACAAGCCGAGAAGAGUGUUCUUGGGUAA